This is a messenger RNA of Osmerus eperlanus (European smelt), 2501 nucleotides long. RefSeq names its product nuclear autoantigenic sperm protein (histone-binding) (gene nasp). Gene Ontology annotation, molecular function: histone binding. Lineage: Eukaryota; Metazoa; Chordata; Actinopteri; Osmeriformes; Osmeridae. The record is from RefSeq and is a predicted model, not a curated record. Bases 151 to 2337 code for a protein of 728 amino acids. The transcript has 15 exons. Gene Ontology annotation, biological process: CENP-A containing chromatin assembly; DNA replication-dependent chromatin assembly. Gene Ontology annotation, cellular component: nucleoplasm.
UUCUGGUUCUGUAUUUAAACGCGCCAACAAAGGGUCAAGAACAACAAGCUGGCACUCAACGCUGCUAAUUAACUGUUAAACGCUAUUUAAGUAGCUAGUUAAUUCAAUCAAACAAGCUGCCUUUUCCCCGUUUAACUCGUUCUUGUUAGCAUGCCAGAAGAAACAGCAGCCUCGAGCUCAGGAAGGAUGGAAGAAAAGCCCUGUUCAUCAACUGCUGUGCACAGCUCUGUUGACGUCAUGGAGGAAGCAAAAAAGUUGAUUGGCACAGGGAAGCGGCACUUGGUGAUGGGAGACGUGGUAUCCGCUGUAAACGUUUUCCAGGAGGCUUGUGGCAUGCUGGCUGAGAGGUAUGGAGACACAGCUGACGAGUGUGGAGAAGUGUUCUUCCUUUGUGGAAAGUCCCUCCUUGAGCUUGCCAGAAUGGAGAACACUGUUCUGGGCAACGCUCUGGAGGGAGUUCCAGAAGAGUCUUCGGAGGAGGCGGAGAAGCAGGAAAACCAGGACAACCCCAAGUUCGAGAGCGCAGACAACCUUGACGAGCAAACCAGAGACGAGCUUCGAAUGCAGGUUUAUGAUGCCAUGGCAGCAAAAGAUGCUUGUGGCACCGAAGCCAAGAUUGAGGCUGUAAAAGGGGAGGAUGAAAUGGAGACUGAGGAAGAGGGUGCUGCUGAAUCCACGGCCAAAAAUGAGCUUCAGCCUUCUGAACCUCCUGUUGACGAGGUGAAGACUCCCUCCUCUUCUGGAGAAGGACCUGUGAAGUCUGAUUCUGCCAUGGUUGCCUUGGAGAAGAGUCCUGGAGCUGUGCAGUCUGAUUCUGCUGUGAACAAGGCAGAGAAGAGUCCAUCCUCUACUGGAGCGAAGCCUUUGAAGUCUGACUCUCCUGUGAUUGGCUCAGAGAAGAAGUCUGAUUCUGCCAUGGUCGCCUUGGAGAAGACUCCUGGAGCUGUGAAGUCUGACUCUCCUGUGAUUGCUUCAGAGAAGAAGUCUGACUCUCCUGUGAUUGCUUCAGAGAAGAAGUCUGACUCUCCUGUGAUUGGCUCAGAGAAGAAGUCUUCUCCUGUGAACAAGGAAGUAAAGAGUCCGUCUCUCGCAGAGGGGGCGUCGAAGCCUGACUCUCACAUGAUGGGGGUGGAGAAGAGUCCUGGAAAGGGAGCUGUGAAGUCUGAUCCUCCUGCGAGCAGGGCGGAGACAAGUCCAUCUCCUGAACAGGGGGUUCUGAAGAAGUCCGACUCUCCCAUGAUUGGCUUAGAGAAGAGUCCUGUGAAGAAGGCAGACACUCCUGUGAACGGGGUGGAGAAGCACCCUCCCUCUCCUGGAGAGGGAGCUGAGAAGGAGCCUGGUGUGGAUGCUGCUCCUCAGCAGAGGGAGAAUGGGGGAGGCCUUGACCCUGAGCACCAGGAGGAGAAGAUGGAUGAGGAGGAGAUGGAUGAGGGGGAAGGUGGCGAUGACGAGGAGGAGGAGGAGGAGGAGGAUGAUGAAGAUGAUGAGGGUAAUGCUGAAGACAAGGGUGCUGAGGAGGAAGAGGUGGGGAACUUGCAGUUGGCUUGGGAGAUGUUGGAAGUUGCCAAGGUCAUCUUUAAAAGAAAGGAAGGCGAAGAGGAUCAGCUUAUGGCUGCACAGGCUUAUCUGAAGCUGGGCGAAGUUAGUGCAGAAUCCGGUAACUACCCCCAGGCCCUGGAGGACUUCCAGGACUGCUUGACCCUCCAGCUGAAGCACCUCCCUCCCCACAACCGCCUGCUGGCCGAGACCCACUACCAGCUGGGCAUGACCCUCUGCUACACGGGCCACUACAACCAGGCCAUCCAGCACUACGGCAGCUCCAUCAAGGUCAUCGAGGGCCGCCUGGUCAUGCUACAGGAGGCGAUCGACAAGGCGGCCGGGGAGGACGGCGCCAAGGAGGAGAGGAGCGAGCUGGACGAGCUCAAACAGCUGCUUCCGGACAUCGCCGAGAAGGUGGAGGAUGCCAAGGAGAGCCAGAGGACGUCCAGCUCCGCCUCCCAGGCCAUCCAGCAGACCCUGGGUGGAGCCUCUACUUCAUCAGCAUUCCCAGGUGAAAAUGGAGGUCCGUCCUCUUCAGCGUUCGCACCUAGCCAGAUCGCCACCAGGCCAGCUGAGAGCGCAUCGUCCUCCACCUCCGUGUCCGACAUCUCCCACCUGGUCAGGAAAAAGAGGAAACCAGAAGAGGACAGCCCAAAAAAGGACACUGAUGCUAAAAAGGCCAAACAGGAAACCACAGUUAAUGGCAGCGGAGACUCCGCCAGCAACGGCAAGGGGGUCCCAGGGAAAGAGGCACAGGAGCCUGCAAAAUCAUCUGCCUCUGUCCAGUCUUCGGCGUGAUGCCGCUUCCUGAUCUUCCAGCCAGCAGAGCAUGUCGACUCCCUCCCUCUCUUCCCAUUGAACACUUUUUUUGUAAAUAAGAACCAUUUUCACGACUUGUGUGUGCUGUUUUUGUAUACUUGUAGUAAAAAAAUUAAAAAUCAAUAAAGAGUAUUUGCAAACUU